CAGCGGAAGACGCCACUUCCUCAAAAAGACAUAACAGACUAGUCGCAAACACCUCCAACUGCACGACGCAGGUAAACACACUCGCACACGGCUGUACAUCUGUGUCCGUCCGUGCUCUCCUGUCAUCAGGAUGGAGGCGUUCAGCUCGAAGGACAUGGCCAUGAAGGCCCAGAAGAAGAUCCUCAGUCACAUGGCCAGUAAGUCCGUGGCUCAUAUGUUCAUCGAUGACAACAGCGGCGAGGUUCUGGACGAGCUGUACCGCGUCUCCAAAGAGCACUCGGGGAACCGCACCGAGGCCCAGAAGGUGGUGAAGAACAUGAUCAAGAUCGCCGUGAAGGUGGGGGUUCUGUUCAAGCAUGACAAGUUCAGCGCGGAGGAGCUGAGUGUGGCGCAAGACUUCAGGAAAAAACUCCAUAAUGGAGCCAUGACGGCCAUCAGCUUCCAGGAGGUGGAGUUCACCUUUGAUAAGAACGUGAUGAUGGAGCUGCUGUCCGAUUGUCGUGAUCUACUGCUGAAGCUGGUGGAGAAGCACCUGACACCCAAAUCUCUGGACCGCAUCAGACACGUGUUCAACCAUUACUCGGACCCCGAGCUCCUCACACACCUGUACGACCCUCAUGGCACACUGUGGCCGAAUCUCAGCAAGAUCUGCAUCGGUCUGAACCGCAUGAUCGAAGAGGGCAAGCUCUGAACACAGAGAGACGCGCUGGACUGAAAGACUGGCCUUCAGAGCUUCUGAAGACAGAGACACUGAGCUCAGGGAGGCAGUGAGACACUGGCCUGGACACAUCUCUCAUGUCUGAUUGAGAGAUUAGCACUAAACACGACCAGAACACAUGCAGCUAAUACUGCACACAACAUAAAAAGGAAGAUUUAAAGGGACAGUCCACUCAAAAAUCAGAAUUCUGUCAUUGUUUACUCUCCUCAUUCUCAGAACGUUCUAGAGAGUUAUAAGCUCACAUUCUUCCAGUAGACUUAAUUCAAAGUUAUGGUCUGUAAUAACAGUGGAUGUUUUGAUUGUUCAGAAAACAUUAACUUAAUGGAAAUAUUUGCAAAACGUUCUUCUGUGCAACUCAAGGAAGUAAAUGUGGUCUGAUAAAAUUCAUUUGAUGUUCCACAGUCAUUCAGUUUUGGAACAAAUAAAUGACAGAAUUAUAAUUUUUGGGUGUACUAUCACUUUAAAAAAAAUCAUGUUUUGCAUAAAAAGAUUUAGAUUUGUUUUUGCAUUUUAACAUUAAUUUCACCCAUAAAUAUUAACACACAGAACUUAUACAACACUGGAUUUAAUGUACGGUUCCACCGUGUUUAACAGUAAAUUAAUUCAUUGUUGUUUUCAUGUUUAUUCAUAACCUGAAUAAAGUUUUAAUAAUAAGU
Carassius gibelio (silver crucian carp) is the source of this 1374-nucleotide messenger RNA. RefSeq names its product tumor necrosis factor, alpha-induced protein 8-like 2a (gene tnfaip8l2a). Gene Ontology annotation, biological process: regulation of apoptotic process. Bases 131 to 691 code for a protein of 186 amino acids. The transcript has 2 exons. The record is from RefSeq and is a predicted model, not a curated record. Gene Ontology annotation, cellular component: cytoplasm. NCBI's taxonomy places the organism in Eukaryota, Metazoa, Chordata, Actinopteri, Cypriniformes, Cyprinidae.